Molecule: messenger RNA, 7209 nt
Organism: Dunckerocampus dactyliophorus (ringed pipefish)
Lineage: Eukaryota; Metazoa; Chordata; Actinopteri; Syngnathiformes; Syngnathidae
Gene: col4a6
Product: collagen, type IV, alpha 6
Exons: 47
Coding region: 481-5340 (1619 amino acids)
Cellular component (GO): collagen trimer; basement membrane
Molecular function (GO): extracellular matrix structural constituent
Source: RefSeq, a predicted model, not a curated record
CUUGUUGUUCAGUGGAGAGUAAAUGGUUUAUACCACUUAUGUCUCGUUCUUAAUCAUAUCUUCACAUUUCGUGACCCUCGACGUGACUAAUAUGUCGACGGACAAUAAUGACAACAGCGCGGCCAUACCAGUGGAAUGACGACAUGUGUGCCAUCAUCAAGUUCUGCCGCCUAGAACGACUGCACAUGCAUAUAACAAGGGAAGCUGCUGUAAAUGGAGCAAAUCUUCUAAACGUGCAUCCCCUUUGAAAUAAUCUUUCACGGGGCCAACCUCGACGAGCUGUGUUCCGGUCUGGACUGCAGCGGAGGAUGCAGGUGCAACCCGGAAAAGGGCUCCAGGGGUCGUCCAGGGCCUCUCGGUGAAGUGGGUCAAAGUGGGCCAGAGGGGCCUCGUGGCAUCCCAGGUCCUUCAGGACCCAAAGGAGAGAAGGGUCAUAUUGGGCUGAAAGGACCGUCCGGCCCAAAAGGAGACAAGGGACCUAUGGGAGUACCAGGAUUCCAAGGAAAUGAUGGCGUGCCUGGUCACACUGGUCAGCAGGGUGGCAGGGGACCACCAGGACUGGAUGGCUGUAACGGAACAAGAGGGGAACCCGGCUCACCCGGCUUUGGCACAGGAGUGCCCGGACCACCUGGAUUGACUGGUCCUUUUGGGCCAAAGGGUCAGAAAGGAGACCCUCGAUACAUCACUGAUGGCGGUGACAUCACUGGUUUCCCAGGUGUUCCAGGACCAGACGGUCAACCUGGUUACCCAGGUCCUGAUGGACCAGUUGGCUUCAUGGGUCCACCAGGUCCUGAAGGCUUCUCUGGCCCCCCUGGUCCUCCUGGUCCACCAGGACCAAUGGGGAGUCGUAGUGAUGGAUAUCAAGGCGAGAAAGGAGACAAGGGAGAUGUGGGCCUUCCAGGACCCAGUGGUACUCCAGGCGACGGUUCACUGAGAAGCGAACAAACGCUUACUAUCUACAAAGGAGACAAGGGGGAACCUGGAUGGAAGGGGGUCCGUGGCUUCCCUGGAAACCGUGGUUCUCCUGGCCCUUUUGGUUUCCGAGGGGAACUUGGAGAGAAAGGCAUUCCCGGGUACCCAGGAGCAAGAGGUCCUCCAGGUUUUAACGGACCUCCCGGUCCACCUGGACAACAGGGAUACAGAGGGACUCCAGGAUUACCCGGGCAACCUGGAUACAUUGGACCCAAGGGAGACCAAGGAGAACCUGGAAUCCCAGGACCUCCUGCUUAUGUCAGCGGUCCUGGCACUUUUGUUCAAGGUCCACAAGGUGAACCAGGUUUUAAUGGGCUUCCCGGUAUCCCCGGUGACCAAGGACCUCCAGGGUUCCCAGGACCACCCGGCUCACCAGGAAUUGGGGGUUUCGGUCCAGGUCGUCCCGCCAGCCAGGGCUUCCCAGGGACCCCAGGUCCGAAGGGGGAGAAAGGUAUUCCCGGUAUACCUGGAUAUGGUUCUGAAGGAUUCCCUGGCUCCCCCGGGCUUCCAGGGUCCCCCGGCCCUCCUGGACCUCCAGGGCCCUCCAGCCGGCCCGUUGAGCCCUGCGUCAUCUAUCCCGAUGGUCCCGACAGACCCGGUACCCCGGAUGGUGGCCCUUCCAGCAUUCCCGGGCCUCCAGGGCAGCCUGGCCUUCGGGGACCACCGGGUAAUGUAGGAUUUAAAGGCUUCAGAGGUGAUCCUGGCGACUGCAAAUGUCUUGGAGGCGGCACCUCAGGCCUGCCCGGGCCUCCUGGAGCACCAGGUGCUAAUGGUAGCCCAGGCUUCACUGGACCAAAGGGUGAGCCUGGUGACAGCUCUUCACCUGGCUUUCCCGGCCCUCAGGGACCCCCUGGUCGUGCUGGUGAAAGGGGCUUCUUUGGCCGUAAGGGAGAAAAGGGAGAGUCUUAUUACCUUAACAUCGGCGUGGGGGUGAAGGGAGAGCUUGGAGCAACAGGACCCAGAGGACCCACUGGAGAAACCGGAAUACCAGGCAGGGACGGCUCACCUGGCUUCCCUGGACUGCCCGGCCCCCCGGGCGACACUGGCUUCGGCACGCUUGGAGAGAAGGGCUUCCCAGGAUUCCCGGGUGCUAAGGGUCAGCCUGGAGGACCUGGCGAGCCUGGCGUUGGCUUUGCGGGUACGCCUGGUUUCCGAGGAGAGCCUGGAGAGCCCGGUUUACAUGGGCUGCCAGGGACACCAGGUUUGCCUGGACCGAGAGGUGAAAACAGCUGUGGAGAGGUUAUUGACGACGGAGAGGGAACGGGCCAAGCGCUGCCCUGCUCCAUACCCGGCGGAGUAGGAGAUCCUGGUUUUCCUGGUGUUCCUGGACGACCAGGUCCCAAAGGUCAACCAGGCUUCUCAGUAGGCCCUGGACGUCCAGGGUUUGAUGGUGCCAAGGGAGAGAGAGGAGACCCUGGCUUUGGGGGACAGCCUGGACCACAAGGUUUUCCCGGUCCCAGAGGGGAUGCCGGAGUUCCUGGUAUUCCAGGACAGGGUUUUGAUGGGGGCAGAGGCAAGGAUGGUGUUCCAGGGCGCCCCGGAGCCAAAGGCCAGCCUGGCGAAGUCCUGGGUGCCACAGCGGGGCCUCCAGGUCGGGAUGGUUUUCCCGGAGUUUCUGGAGACAAGGGCCAACCUGGGACACCAGGAGGUCCUGGAUCACCUGGUCUUGACGGGCGCUCAGGUGUUCCUGGCCUUAAGGGGGAACGAGGAGUAGAUGGUCUUCCUGGGUUUCCUGGUACGCCUGGACCCCCCGGUGAACCAACAUUUGGCAUCCCGGGUCCACCAGGACCCAGUGGCAGCAAGGGCCUGAGCGGACCACCAGGUUUUCCUGGUAGAAAGGGUGAUCGAGGAGACCCGGGCUUCCCAGGUCCUGCUGGUAUGAAGGGAACCCCGGGACUGCCCGGCACACCCGGUUCUCCAGGACCCAGGGGUGCCCCUGGACUCGCAGGUCCAGGAACAAGAGAGGGAUUCCCAGGAAUACCUGGAAGGAAGGGCGAACAAGGUUUUCCAGGAGUGAUGGGCUUCCCCGGACUCCCAGGCCGCCCUGGAACACCAGGAUUUCCUGGAGGAAAAGGACUGGCUGGGGGGCCUGGAAGAGAUGGACUUUCUGGUGGACCUGGCUACCCGGGACAGAAAGGUGACCGAGGACUCCCUGGCCCACCGGCCCCUCCUGUUUCAAUAGCUGCACUAAGGAGAGGAGAACCUGGAAUCCCUGGAGGAAGCGGCCUUCCCGGCUUCACUGGAACAAGAGGUGACAAAGGUCUGCCAGGCCUGCCGGGUCGUCAGGGUCUGCCUGGACUUCCAGGUUUUGCUGAGCAGAGUAAAGGGCAGCCGGGACAGCCCGGUUUUCCUGGGCAGCCUGGAUUUCCGGCUGGCCCUGGGCCUAAAGGUGAAGCUGGAAUCAUGGGAUUCCCUGGCAUGUCUGGACCAAGGGGAGAUGAUGGUGCACCCGGGAUCCCUGGCAACCCUGGACAGCCUGGUCGCCCUGGUAACAAGGGUCAACCCGGAGAGUUUUAUGCUUAUCCUGGCGCUCCAGGACUCAAAGGGCAGCCAGGAGAGUCAGGAUUUCCAGGUGGGCGUGGCAACAAUGGUGCUCCUGGUAAUGAUGGCACUCCAGGAAGUCCGGGUUACUCUGGAGUGAAGGGAGGACCAGGAGAAGCUGGACGUCCAGGAAUAAUGGGUUCACCUGGGUUUCCUGGACCAAAGGGUCAGUCAGGAUUCCCUGGAAGUAGAGGGCCAGACGGGACCCCUGGUCUGCCUGGAGGCCCUGCAGGUCCUGGACCUAAAGGUCUUCCUGGAUCUCCCGGUUUGGAUGGACUUAAUGGGCUCCGUGGACCUAAAGGCCUCCCUGGAACGCCUGGUGCGAGUGGAGGAAGGCGACCCGGUACCCCAGGUUUUCCGGGAAUGAAGGGCGAGAGAGGCAUUUCCUACCCUGGAGCACCAGGUUUGCCGGGACAGAAGGGAGAGAGAGGAGAGCCAGGUGGUCCUGGACUCACAGGUUUUCCCGGUCGACCUGGCCCCCCUGGUCAGUCAGUAGGCUCUGACAUCCCUGGUCCACUGGGAGAUCCCGGCUUCCCAGGACUGGAUGGAGAGUAUGGUUUAACUGGUCCUCCAGGCCUUCCUGGACCACCUGGGCCAGGCACAGACCAGGGGGAUCGCGGUGAUUCUGGGCUCCCAGGUUUCCCUGGAGGUCCUGGCACGAAAGGAGAACCAGGGAUCCCUGGAGGCCCAGGACUCCCAGGCAGUCCUGGCUUCAAAGGACUACAAGGUGAGAGUGGAUUCAGCGGUGGUCCAGGUCUUAAAGGUUUUCCUGGUGACCCUGGUUACUAUGGAGGCAAAGGAGCCAAGGGAUUUCGAGGUCCUCCGGGUCCCAAGGGUCGGCCUGGUGUCACACUCCCAAGGAUACCUCAAGACUUUGAACGAACCUUUGGCGAUAGCGGCAUUCCAGGUGAACCUGGAGCUCCUGGCUUCACUGGAGAGCCUGGUCAGCCUGGAAUGCCUGGACGUCCGGGUCCAAAGGGUCGUCCUGGUUCUGUGGGUAAACUGGGCAGGACUGGUUCUGUUGGUUCCGGUGGACCAGUUGGUGACCCUGGUCCUCCUGGUUUUCCUGGAGCCAGUGGAGAACAAGGCCUUCCUGGUGCUGCCGGUCGGCCCGGCAAUCCUGGCUCGGUGGGCCGCAGCAUCAGUAUUGGUUACACUCUGGUGAAGCACAGCCAGAACUUGCAGGUCCCCAUGUGUCCUCAAGGCAUGGCCAAGUUGUGGGACGGGUACAGCCUGCUGUAUGUGGAGGGUCAGGAGAAGGCACACAACCAGGACCUCGGUCAGCCAGGGUCCUGCCUCCCCAGGUUCAGCACCAUUCCCUUCCUCUACUGCUCCCCCAACGAGGUGUGCUACUACGCCAGCCGAAAUGACAAAUCCUACUGGCUCUCCACAACUGCACCCAUUCCCAUGAUGCCUGUAGCCCAGAAUCAGAUACGACCUUACAUCAGCAGGUGUUCUGUCUGUGAGGCUCCAUCUCAGGCGGUGGCGGUUCACAGCCAGGACUUGACCAUACCCAACUGCCCUCCUGGCUGGAGGAGUCUCUGGAUAGGCUACUCCUUCCUUAUGCACACGGCGGCGGGGGCCGAGGGUGGCGGUCAAUCAUUGGUGUCCCCCGGCUCGUGCCUGGAGGACUUCCGCGCGACGCCAUUCAUUGAGUGCAACGGGGCAAAGGGGACCUGCCAUUACUUCGCCAACAAGUACAGCUUCUGGCUAACCACGGUGGACCCCAACCGUGAGUUUGUCUACUCGCCGGCACAGGAGACCCUGAAGGAAGGCCAAGAGCGCUCCAGAGUCAGCCGCUGCCAAGUCUGCAGCAAGGUCUUGUAGGAGAGGAAUUGAUAGCAGUCUUCAAAGAAAUGAAUACAAGCAAGAACACAUGACUGAAAAGGAGCCUCCUCUGCUUCAGGAUAGUUUAUAUUUGUGGUCCCCUUUAGGAAUGAAUGUCUUAACGGGAAGAGAAAUGACAUGUAUGGCGGGAGAGAAGGGUUACACUCUCCUCUAGAUUAUCACUGACAAUAUGGUGCUAUUGUUUGUGUUGUAUUGUUUAUAUUGUCUUUGCUCCUGUUACCAUUCCGGCUACCUCGGAGCGUGUGCCAACCGUUCCGCGAAGCACUGCGUCUGCAUCAGCUGAGUCUGCUCAGUUUUCCAAGCUGAUUUAACUGCGACAAAAAGUCCAUUCGUAGCCUCCGUUAUAAUGUCUAUUGCUUCUAAAAACUCUUUUUUUUUUUAGUGCCGUGGCUGUCAUUGAUGUGUACCGACACGUUUCAUUUGCCACAAACAGGACAACCCUGAAUUGUUUUUAUGUGACCAUGGCGACAGUAUUAUUUGGGAGAUGUUUGCCCUUACUUUUUUCUGUCACACAGCGCAGCACUUUUUCACUUUUUUCACAAGUCAUUUUCGACAGUUGUUUUUGUUUUUGGGGCAACAAGACAUAUUUACACAAUAGUUAAUGGCAGAAGAGAUUCAGGGCAAACUUGUCCCAGGUGCUAAAUGAACCUGCAUGCAAUGAGUCAAAUAAAAGCAGCACUUUUUCCACAAGAUCCCUCACACAGCUAGCCAGCACCAGUUAUGGAUGACUUGAAUGAGGCCACCAUUUCAUAUAUUUUGCACUGACAAUGUUUUGGAAUAAAUAUGAGAAACCAACAAACCACUUCCCGGGCUUUUAAUCUCUUUACACGAGGGGUGUCCAAACUUUUUCCACCGAGAGAUACAGAAAUAUUUGUACACUAAAGGUACUAAAACCAAUCCAGCAUAUGUUAGGCCAACUGAACAAAGCUUCUUAGCUUUGUGUUAUAGCUGAUAGAGCCAGUUGGUGUAAUAUCUAAUAAUACAGCUCAUUAAUAAUGAGUUCAUUUAAUUUUCAGAAUAUGUAGAAGGCCAAUAAAAAAAAGAGCUGGCCGAAAAUGGCCCUACAGCUGCAAUUUAAACACCCCAGCUUUACAGCUGUAAACCCUUUCCACUUUCACAGAGAAUGUUAAAUAUUGCUGUACAUAGAAUUUACUGUGUUUCCCUGCAUUUUUUUUUUUUUAAUUUUACCACAAACUCAGUAAUGCUUGUAGGUUAUUUGUUUUUUAUUGAAAUAUGAGUUUCUGCUUUUAAAUGUGUUUAUUUCAUCAUAAAUAUAAAAAGAUUUCAAACACAUAAAUGAAUCAAAUGAAUCCCUGUCUGGUGGAAGCUGCUUCGGGACUUGAAACCACUAUGACCAUAUGUCUUUUUCUGCAUUUGUUGUUUGUUUGCAUCUAGAAUGUAAUUAUUUUACUUAGGUCAUGAUACUAGCCCCUCUUUUUAUUUACCGGGAUGGGCCUGCAAUUAUGCUUAUAAUAAAUUUAAGAAACAAACAAAAAAAGCUUUUAGGACUAUGUUUUAUAUGGUUGGUUAAAAAUAUGUGAUGCAUCCAGUGCCAGCCUUAAUGGAAAAAUAAAUGUGGUUUUCCUCAUAGAGGACCCAUAACAAAAUAAAUCCUUUACUAGAGAUGUGUAUUUCUGUGCUCACAACACUUUUAUUUCAAAACAAUGCAGAAUGAGUUGACCCCAGACAGUUGAAGUGGAUUUUGGAAUGAAAUAUUUUUGUAUGUGUGAUCCUCAUGCUUGUCCGCUUGCGGAGAAUAUAAAGUGUGGUUUUAUGUGUUUUGUCAAAGAGAUUGAUGCUGUAUGCUGAGCUAAAACCAAAUUAAAACGGUAAAGUCAUGCCCCUCAA